UUCUCUAUUCCUCUGAUUGUGGCAGAAGGAGCAGUCAGCUUAGGGGGGCUUUGACUCUCUGUGCGGAUCUGCUUCAGUUUACAAACCGAGUUAGUUGAGGAUUCUAGGCGACAUUUUAGGAAAUGGAUAACAACAGCCGGACUGUGUUGGUGACAGGUUUUGGACCCUUUGGAGAACACACUGUCAACGCCAGCUGGGUAGCAGUGCAGGAAAUGAAGAAGCUUGGACUGGGCAAUAACAUUGACCUGCAUGUAUACGAGGUUCCUGUGGAAUACAAGAAAGUCGAGCUCAUGGUUCCAAAGUUUUUGAAACAGUACCAACCACGACUGGUAGUUCAUGUCGGAGUCUCAGGGAUGGCCACCACUGUGACACUGGAGAAGUGUGGCAGAAAUCACGGCUACAAAGGCCUGGACAACAGCAGCUUCUGUCCGGACUCACAGUGUUGCAUUGUGGGAGGCCCAGACUGCAUCAACUCAGUUAUUGACAUGGAGUCAGUCUGCAAGAGAGUAACUGCAUCCGGGCUGGGGGUGGCUGUAUCCGUGUCCAAAGAUGCUGGAAGAUAUCUCUGUGACUUCACCUACUACACAUCUCUGUACCUGAGCCACGGUCGCUCUGCCUUCAUUCACGUGCCUCCUCUCGGAAAGCCUUACAGCGGGGAGGAACUGGCCCGUGCGCUGCAGGCCAUCAUCAGGGAGAUGCUGGAGCUCCUGGACCAGGCUGAGGAGAAGAUUCACUGCCAGCAGCACAUUCACUAAGUGACAUCAGACCAGCCUCUCCAGCCCCUGCCACACAAGACAAAUUGCACUUGACCACAAGUAGCCAAAACUUCUCUUUAUUGUUUUUUCUUUUUUUUUCUUGGACAUAUUGAACUUCUGAGACAUGGCUUUUUUGUAGCAUUUAAAUGUUUUUUUAUGAUUAGGUUGUGUGAUUCUGAAUUUCAUAGAUCUUCUUCCGUUAGAGUUGCAGACUGAAAGCAAUUUUUGGUCACAUUUAUCUUUUAUCCUGUUAAACUUCCUGGUUUCGGAAGUUUUAUCAAUAUGAAAAAUAUCCACUAAGGAAUUACAUGUAAAGAGUCUCCACCGUGACGUUAAAAGCGAUCUAAACACCCAAAUGUGACUUCUAUUAAUGCACCUUAUAGGGUUAGGGUUACUGUGAUGACUAUAGAAGGCACAUUAGGGAAAAUGUAGCAUCAGAACUUCUUUACGUUUCCACGUUGCUUCAUCCCAGUAUGUUGAAGGUAGCAGGUGUUUACACCUAAAUGAUUAGACGUUCAUGUACAUAAUAUAUGGUUUAAGUAGAAAUGUUUAGCUGUAAGCUUCUUCUUCCUUCACUCCUUUGACUCUAAACUCGUCAGUCUUUCCUUUUUGAUGUUUAAUUGUUUCUGGGUCAGUUUUCUUUAUAAGAAGUUGUGAAUUUACCUUCCUUUACAAAGGUUAUUUAAAUCAGGGAACGGGUUGGUUCCAGCUCAGACUUCCCCAGUUUGUUGGCCCAGUUCUGACCGAAAAAAUAAGUAAAUAAUUCUACCCCACUGAGAUCUGGCCUUGGGCUGUGCAAUGUAAUUUUACAGAUCUCGCUCAGUGGAAUCUGCCUGAAAGUUUUAUCCUGAUGAUUUUUUUCUUUUUUCUUUGUAUGGCUGCACAGCUGUUGAGAAAAUAUUAAAGCUUUUAUAUUUCCUGACAGAUUAAAACAAAAGGGUUUAUCUUAAGGUGUAAUAAACGGAUAAGGUUCUGGGGGAAAGUACUUGCUCUCUUAAAGGUGUAGUGGAGGAUUUUUGUGAAUUUUUGAAAAGACCCACCCUCUUAAACCCAUUUCUCCUUGUGCACACUGUUUAAAAGUUGCUGUUUGCAACUUUUAAACAAACAAAAAAAAAAAGAUUUACAAUUUUUCCACUAUGUCAAAAAUUAUGGAAAAUAAGGGAAAAUGGGGACGAGCACAUCAACAGAGCAUAUCACCAGAACGGUGGACAAUUAGGAGGAAUACUUAUUUUGAUUAUGAAAAAGAAACUCCUCCACUAUACCUUUACAAAUUCCUGCUUUUUUGUUCCCCUUCAGAGUUUCAGAUUAUCAAAUUAACUUUAAUUAGAGAUAAUCUAAGUAAUGAAAAGAAAAUUGGAAGUAUCGUUUCAUUAUUAGUAAAAACAAGCUACCCUGUGUAAAGUGAGUGGAAGAUACUUUUUUACUUAGGUCCAGGUUUUUUUGGAAAUCUUUUUCGUUUUAAAAAUUAGAUAAUCUUAUAAAGGGUUUGGGUGGCACAUAGGUUAGUGGUAGAGCAGGCAAACCGAAUGCAGAUGCUACGGUCAUUAAUGGGUUACAUUUUUUUUCUGUAUCCUUCCCUCCUCGCUUCAACUCUUCCUGAUCAGCUAAUAAAGGGUUUAAUGCAUUAGUACUACAAAACCCAUGAAAAAAAAACAGCAUUUAUUCUUGAUCUAUCUCUACAAUAAUACAAUUCAUUUGAUAUUCUGAAACAUUUAGGCAUGACAAAAAAGCAAGAAAUUGAACACUCCCCUGCAUCUGGCUGUAUUAAAGAAUCAAAACCCUUUUAAUUACAUUUGUAUGCAGGAAAGUGAGGUGGUUUUAGAUCUGUAUUAUGGAAUAAUCAAAUUACUCAAGGAUGCUGUAUGAUCAGGUAAUUUGUUUCAAUUAAACUGUGCAAAGAUGCUUAUGGAUGUAAACUGAAUUCACCAAAAAAAAUCUUAAUCUGUUUAGAGAAAAUAAAUUAAGUCAAAUGUUUUUUUUUCUCAUAGUAGUGCAGCCAUUAGUUUUGCUCCAAAUUUUCUGAUGUCCUCCUCAGUAAGUCAGAAAUAUUGUUGUUACCGAUUUUAAGAGAGAAACUGAUUUACUGAGGUUAAAUGCAGAGUUUUCAGUCUGAACUGGGCCUUUUUUAUUUCUGUUGCACUUUCUGAUUUUGUACAUUUCUUUUCUCUGUUCUGAAGUGGCAUUUGUCAAACAUUGAGGGGUUGUAUACUUCUAUUUUCCUGUCACUUUAAAAGGAAUCAUGUAGCUUUCCACAACUAUUUUAACUAGUUUUUCUUUUUUUUUCUUUUUCAAACAAAUGUGAUGAUGUGAGAUUUGUGUAACUUUUGGUGAGUUUUAUUUUUUUCCUGGAACUUUAGAGCUUUUGUUCUGAUUUAUUUCGCAAACGGGAUUUCCUUUAUACUGUCUUAGGCUUGGUUUUACUGUGUAGACCAGACAUUUUAAUUCAAGCUGCAAGGACCCAGCUCCUAACUGCAUUAAUUUUGUACAGAUUAGAUUAAACAAUUUUUUGUAAAUUAUAAAUUUUUACAGGUCAGCUUAUUUUUGACUUAAAGGAAGAUUGGUGGUCACAAAAAAGGAUAAUGAAUUAAGUUAAUGUUCCUGUAACCCAUCAAAUUGAGCCUGCCAUUGUUAUGUUGUUUAAAAAUCUUUGCAGUUGAGUUUGUAAGUUCAUUGUCUGGAUUUGUGAGGGUCGUGGAGAAGCUGUCUGAAGAAAUUCUGCCUAACCUUCGAGGUGAUCCCUGACUCUCCUGUGCCUUGUUGCUAUUGAUGUUCUGAAAAAGGCCUUACUAAUUCUCCAUGGUUCAUAUCCAAGAUGUAUUUUUGAUGCUGUCUGUACAGACGUAUGUCUACCUCACAAAUACUUUUUUUUUGUAUCUCCUAGUGUGUUUAGUUACAUACCUAUAAUAUUGCUCUUUUGCUUUGAGUGACUGUCCUCUGAAAUGUCUGUCAUUAUGCACUGUUACAGUCUUCAAUCUCACCUUGUAAAAGAAAGGCUUUAAAAUAAAGGAAUUAAAAGAUUACA
Messenger RNA from Cyprinodon tularosa, 3777 nucleotides. It is a transcript of the gene pgpep1, whose product is annotated as pyroglutamyl-peptidase I. Gene Ontology annotation, cellular component: cytosol. Gene Ontology annotation, molecular function: pyroglutamyl-peptidase activity. Gene Ontology annotation, biological process: proteolysis. NCBI's taxonomy places the organism in Eukaryota, Metazoa, Chordata, Actinopteri, Cyprinodontiformes, Cyprinodontidae. The transcript is spliced from 5 exons. Bases 123 to 755 code for a protein of 210 amino acids. The record is from RefSeq and is a predicted model, not a curated record.